Messenger RNA from Cinara cedri, 10501 nucleotides. Lineage: Eukaryota; Metazoa; Arthropoda; Insecta; Hemiptera; Aphididae. The record is from the annotation of a GenBank genome assembly.
CUAGGCAUGAAUAAAUUCGAUACAUUCAAUUCAACAAUAACCAAUUAAAUAUUGAACAAUUUUUAAAGGCAAUAAAUAAUAAUAUGCAAAAAUCAGGUUUUUGAAUAACUACAUAAUUAUUUUUGAAUUUUUUUAAAUUUUUUUCUGGCCAUCUUUUCUAUAUAAAAUUUUUUUUUUAAGUUGCCAAUAAAUGUGUUUUUUCCCGGGUUUUUUUCUAUGUCGUUUUUGGUCAGGGACGUUUUCAUCUUCAAUUCCUAUGUACACAUAUAUAUUUUUAUUAUGCUAUGUAGGUAUGUCAGUAUGUCAGCAUUCAGCAACUUUGUGAUACGCGUAUAGAACCAUUAUCACGUUAACCGGUUAUCGUAUAGACCAUAAUCAUAGAGUAAUUACCAUAGAUAUAUACAACAAUGUUUUACAUAUCUAUGGUAAUUACUCUAUGAUUAUAGUUGCUAAAAGCGAAAGACGAAAGCCGGCCAUCCAUGUUUGCGCGGAAUCAGUGUCUGUUAACGUUGAUAUUACUAUCAUAUCUAUUCAUUAUGUCAUGAUACAAUACUACAACCCAUAGGGCGUAAUAUUUCAUUAUUGUUGAUAUUUAAUAAUACAAUUAUUAAAAUAAAUUGAUUUAUGACACAACUGUUUGUUUUUUUUUUUUUUUUUUAUGGAAGUAUUGUUCAUAAUACAAGAUAGUAAUACAACUCUAUAACUGGUUUAAUCCGUAAUUGAUUUAUUGAAUAUGUUUAUGUUUAUUUCUGAACCCAUAUAUACUUAAUUUAAUUUAAUUUACCAAAUUCAAAAACCAUUCGUCUAUACUUCAACCAAUUUAAUCAUUGUAACAUUUUGUAAUGACUUUAAAAAUGAUUUAAUUUUGCAAUAGUAAGUAAAAUUAAUUAAUAUAAAAAAAAAUUAAUAUACUACAUAGGUAACUACUUAAUUUAUGAAUUUCUUAACUAAUGUUAAACUGGUACAUUAUUACCCAAUAAAUGUAAAUAUUCUAAGAACACUCGUUAUUUAUUAAUAUCUAUUUGUACCUAGUUUAUAAAUAUUACCUAUCUAAUCAGUAUAAGAAAGAAACCAGUUAGAAGAAUAAUCUCAUAUAUAUUUAUUAGUUUUAGUGUAUUUAAAUAAAAUACCAAUAUUAAUUGUUACUACAUAUUUUCCUUUUUGAUUUUUACUAAUUUAAUAGUUAUGUUUUCAGUAUUAUUGAUUGGACAAAACCAAAGAACUUAUAUUUUUAUUUGAAACUUAACAUGAAUUUUACAAAUGAUAUUUAUUACAACGAAAUAUUAAACUGGUAUGUAUUAAAGUUAAUUAGUUCUAUAAGUGAAUAUAAUAUUAUUAAUAUUUCAUGUAUAGGUUUGUGUAAAUUUAAAUACUAAUAUAGUUAUUUGAAUUAAACCUAAAAUAUUACCUAGAUAUAUUAUUCAAUUUUACUAUUACAUUUAGUCUUAAAAAUUAUAUUACUAUUUUCAUCUAAGUUUUCCUGAAAAUGGAGAAUAUUACACUGUAUUGUGUCCUACAGUGUUAUCCAUAUGCUUAUAACUCAAUAGAUAUUAAUUUUUUUUUUCAAUCGGGUUUUGUGUUAGGAAGACACAAAAAACUUUUUUUACAUUAUCAAAAUAGGCAAUUUGUAAAAUAUAUUGUUCUAAAAAUUUAAAUGUAUCAUACACUGAUAUCCUAUCAAUAUUUUCUUAAUAAUAGUUAUUUUAAUAUCUAAAGAAAGAUGUGAAAAUAAGACUACCAUAUUACGUGAUAGCGUAAUAGAGUGGUAAUAAAAGAUAAGAAAUAUUGAAAUUAAAACAGCUAUUACUAAGAAACUAUCGGCUAUAAAUGCAUGAUACAUUAAAAUGUUUAAAAUAAUGUAUUUUAAAAAUUUUAAAAAGUUUAAAAAAAUAAUGUUUUUUUUUCAUUGAUAAAAGGAUGAAAAUAAAAUUGUAAUUUUUCUCUACAUUUGUGUCCCCCUGACACAAAACCUGAUUGAAAAAAAAAAUAAAUAUUGACAUAUGUUAUUAGCACAUAGAUAAUACUGUAAGAUACUUUAAAUAGUUUGUUUCCCAGUACAUUUAGACACAUAUUGGCUCCUUCUGGACCAAUGAGCUCAAACGCAAAAAUUAUAAUUUUUUUUGUAGAUGGAUUAAAGUAAUAUAAUUUUAGUUGAAUUUCAGUAUAAAAAGUGUGUUUUUUUUUUUAAUUUGUACACCCCUACAGUCCCCCUCAAUGAAGCUAGGGAAAAGCUAUUUUAUAUAUACAUGGUAUAAGUAUCAAGGAUGUGCUUUUUGAGUAUUUAAAUUUUCAACAUCCGCAUCAACUAUUUUUAUGUUCAGAUUUCAUAUUAUCACAAGAAAUAUCUGGUUUUAAUUACCCUUACAGAUUUAUAAAAUUAAGAAACUUGAUUAAAAUCUGUAUAUAUAAAAUUUUUGUCAAGAAUAUGUACCCUUUGAAGGUUUAAACUUUCAACUCCCAACUCACAUAUCUGUUUUUUUUUUUUUUUUUAUCUUGAAAAUUACUUUAACUAUUUUAACAAACCUAUUAUUAUGUAUUUCUGUAAUUCCUUAUCAUUAUAAAAAAAUAAAAAAUUCAGAAUACUGUAAUAGGAAUAAACUGGGAAAAAAUUAUAGUAAUUGAUGUACUUAUGUGUUUUUUUUUUUUAUAGAAUUUAAUAUUCCAAUUUAUCAGUUUCUUAUUUUAUGAGUUUAAAUAAAUCGGACAAAAUGCCUUCGUUGGACGCUAAUGUUGUAAAGAUUGCAGUUGAAAUGGAAUCUGAAAAUCCUCAACUCAAAGAAUUCAAUCAAAAAAUACCUUUGACAAAUAUUAUCCAGGAUCUAUGUAGUGGUUGGGACUUAAUUGAUCCUGAACAGUAUGCUUUAAAAUUUUCUGAAAAAACUAAUCAAAAUUAUGUCACUGAAAAAAAUAGAAAUGAAAUUAAAAAUGGUUCCGUAUUAAGAUUGGCAUUUUCCCCUUCGAAAAUUGCUCAUGACAUUCUGCAAAUACUUCAUUCUGAAGGUAAUGAUGAUAGAAAUGAAAGGACAUCUGCUUUGCAAAAAUUAUCAGAAUGCAGUACGGAUAUUACAUUUGCUCUUGAAUUCAUUAAUAAACAAGGAUUAGCUCUCAUUAUUAGUUUAAUUGAAAGAGGUAAAAUUAACUACACCAUUUUGUUUUUGCAUUUAAAUUUAAUUAUUUUCUUUCAGGAAAGUGUCAAGGGGCGAUGUUAACUUAUGCAUUAGCUUCAUUUGUUGAAUUGAUGGACCAUGGAAUUGUAUCUUGGGACAUUUUAGAAACUCCAUUUAUCAAUAUGGUUGCCAGCUAUGUUAAUAAUCAAACAUCUAGACCACAGGAAGCAAAAGUUGUAAAAUCUUCACUAUCUAUAUUAGAGAGUAUUGUAUUGAACAGCUCUGCCAAAUAUGGUCAAGUAGAAAAAGAAGUAGGAUUUCCAAAUUUAGUACUACGGCUUGAAAAUCAAAAUCCUAUCAUUCAACAAAAUGCACUUUCUUUGAUUAAUGCUUUAUUCUUGAAAGCUGAUCCAUCUAAAAGAAAAAUUAUUGCUAGUACCUUAUGUACUAAACAAGUUCGUAAUGUUAUACUUCAAAAUAUCAUACAGACAUCAUCUGGUGAGGUUGGAUCUGAAAUGGCUCAUCAACUUUAUGUGAUGCAAACAUUGUGUUUCGGACUACUUGAAGAAAGAAUGAAUACCAAAAUGGACCCACAGGAUCAAGAUGCUCAUGAAAAAAUUAAGGUGCCCAUUUAUAUUUUAUUUAUUAAUAUUAUAUUUAUAGCCAAUAUUAAUAGUUUUAGAAUCUCUAAUGUAAUCAAUUACUAUCAUAUAUUUUUAUUAAACUAUCUUUUUUAAAAUUUAGGAGUUACGCAAAAUUGCAUUUGAAUUGGAUACUAUUACUGGUGGUGAUACUAAUCGACGACAACUUGGGCCAUUCACCAAAGAUUAUAAAAAACUGGGCUUUAAGUAUGAUAUAAAUCCUGCAUUAGAUUUUACAGAAACUCCACCUGGAAUGUUAGCUUUAGAUUGUAUGGUGUAUUUUGCUCGUAAUCAUGUAGACGCUUAUACAAAAGUAAGAAUUUUAAAUAUUAAAAUAUAAUAUAUAUUUUACUAACCGAUCCAUUUCAGAAUAUACAAACUAAGUAUACUUAUAUUGUAAUUACAAUCAGGGUUUGAUUAAACCACAAAUAAUAUUUAUAGUUUGGACUUUUACCAAUUGAAUUUAGUAAAUCUUAAAAUAAACAAUUAGUGUUAAUAAAAGUCUAAUAUUUCAUUUAUUUUUUUUUUUUUCCAUUAAUUUUGUUCUUUUUCACAAAAACUUGUACUCUAUACUUUUAUUUGUAUUCAAUUAUUAUAAUAUUAUACAUGAAUUAAAAAAGUAAAAACCAGAUAAAAAUAAAAAUUUAUUAUUUUAGUUUAUUUAAUACUACAAAAGUAUAAACAGAUUAUGGUUACAUAGAGUGAUUCACUAAUGGUGUUCACUCCAUUUUUUUUGCAUAUAUUCAAAUUCUGAUUUUUGGAAUUAUUAGGUUUAGUUAAAGCCGAUAUUUUAAAAUACUUAGAUUUUCACAAGAUUUAAGGAGUAUUCAGUAAAGCAGUAGUCUUCAAUCAAACUCAUGACCCAAUUUUUUAGGCACACAUUUUUUGCGACCCACGUAAGACUGAUUGUACACCUUAAGAGCAAAACUACGUUUGUAGAAAAACAAAACAAGAUUGAAUACAUAAAAACUACAUUGUUAACGAAAUAAAUGAAAAAAACUUUAUAACAAAUACGUUAACAUGACUAGAAUAAUAACGCAACUAACAUUUAUAAUACUUCAUCUUUAAACACAGCAACAACAUCAAUAAUGUUCAUAGAUUAUGGGACUCUCACGAUUACUAGCUUGGUUUACUCGUAAAUUUUUAUAUUCAAUUUCAUACUUCAUAGAAUCAUACUAGUAUAUGAAACAUACACUGUGAUUUGAUAUCCAUUAUUAUAUUAUAUUAUAGAAUAUAAAUUUUAUAAUAUUGUUGAUAUAUAAUAUACCUAUUACAAUAAUUUUUAAACUAUAUUUUAAUUUAUUGAGCGUGACGCAGAGCACCACAGCCUUCAUUAACGAAGCGAAAACCAUAGGGCUGAAUGUAAAUGAUAAUAAAACCAAAGUGAUGGAGUUAUUACCUGAAAACAACCAGGUAGACAAUGUAGUGAUUCAAGGGCAUACAUUUGAAAAAGUGCAUCAAUUUACAUAUUUGGGGACCUCUGUCAGUGGUAAUAAUGACUUCAAAUUAAAUAGUCGAAUCAUCAAGGCAGAAAAGGCAUCUAUAUCAUUAACCAAAUACCUAAAAUCUAAACUGUUUUCUAAAAGAACCUAAAUACAUCUCUACAUGGUGAUGGUUAGACCGACACUAACAUAUAGAUGUGAGGUAUGGCCUUUAAGAAACAGAAUGAAACAAAAACUUAUGUCGUUCGAAAACGAAAUACUGAGAAUCAUCUACGGUCCAGUAUAUGACAAUGACCUGAGAUGCUGGCGCAGAAUAAUGAACAGAGACCCGAGAAUUGGCAGGAGUACCAAGGAUAACCAACUGUGUAAAAGCACAAAGAAUAAAAUGGUUUGGGCAUGUGAUGAGGUCUUACUCAGAGUACCUUAAAGCGGCAGUGAAAUGGAAACCCACAGGGAAGAAACCAAAAGGAAGUCCAAAGAAGCGAUGGAUAGAUGGAAUAAACCGGGACUUAAAGAAACUAGGGAUACCAAAUUAGGAAGAAAAGUACAGAAUCGAGAAGAAUAGAAGGUUCGGUGGCAACAAAAACUCUUGAAGAAAUGUGAUGUCAAUGAAAAGAGAUUUUCAUUUAUUAAUUUUCUAAGUUUAGUAACAAUUAUUUUUAUAACGUAUAUAAUUGUAUAAAGUUAAUUUUUAUUUUAAAAAGAAAUCUUAUCGCGAUCCAAUUUUAAAGUUUACUCCACCAGUUGAAGAUCACUGCAAUAAAUUAUCAUUUGUGUGGCGGCACGGCAGGUAGCGUUUAAGUAGUGUCUCAUUACUCUCCCCUAUCUAAAUUUAGAAGUAGAAUAUCUUGUCCCCGGGUUGACAGAAAUCAAAAAUUUUAGCACCAAAUUUUAUUUAAAGUAAUACUCGCGUCUAUUUAUGGAAUUUUUAAUAUAGGUUUGAAAAAAAAAGUUGGUAUAACCACAAGAUACUCUUUAAAUGUUAUGAAAAAACUAAGUAUUCUAAAAUAUCGAUUUUAACUACACUUAAAAAUUCGAAAAAUCAGAAUUUGAAUGAAUACAUGCAAAAUUUAACCAGAAAAAUGGGGUGAUCAUGUUAGUGAAUCACUCAGUAUAUUAUAACAAAAAUGUAUAUUAUGAUGAUUAAAAUUAUUAUUAUAUCAUAUAACUACAAAAAAUUGAAAUAAUUAUUAGUAAUAAUUAAGUAUGUUUUAAUUACAAACAUUUUUAUUUAUUAUGCAGGCUUGUGACUACUAUGGGAUAUAGAGUUGUAUAAUUGAUUUUCUGAUUGACAUUUAUAUACUAAUUAUGUAUAAAAGUAUUUCAAUUAUUUUUUUCUUCAAUAACUUCAUUUAAAAGUUUGUAAAACAUUAUUUUAAGCAACAUACUGUACACAGUAUAGGUACUUCCCGCAACAAUUAUUACUAAUAGAUUUGCAUAUCAAUUUACUAAAAUAUUAAAACUGCUCUAUAAAUUUGAUAAAGACAUCAAUGUAUGAUGAACUUUUAUCUUAUCUCUUUGCUAGUAAAAGAUAUGCUAUUUCUAACUUUUACCAACACUAAUAUUGUUUACCAUAAGUUUUACCAAAUCCUAUAUGUAAAAUUCCAAACUACCAAAAUUAUCUGGGGUUCAAUCAAACUGUUUUGUACUUAUAGUAUAGCAUAUUAAGAUGUUAUAUAAAGAUCAAACACCUGAAAACAUUUUUGUUCUAAAAAAAUUUCAAUAUUUUUAAUAGUUAGAACAAGAGUUAUUUAAGGUAUCAGAUCUUUAUGCUUUAUCCUGUAGAUAUGUAUUAAACUUAUUGAACUGUGAUUUUUAUAAAUCCAUAGGUUGUUCUUGAAAAUUCAUGUAGAGCAGAUGAACAUGAAUGUCCUUUUGGCCGAUCUUCUGUAGAAUUAGUACGUUUGCUUUGCAAUAUUCUUAGGAUUGGUGAACUUCCCAGUGAACAAACAACUACAUAUCAUCAAAUAUUUUUUAGCCAUGAUCAUCCUUUUCAUGAAUUGUAUUGUGUUUGUAUUAUAUUACUAAAUAAAACAUGGAAAGAAAUGAGAGCAACAACAGAAGAUUUUGUUAAAGUAAAAUUUAAAAAACUAUAAUUUAUUUCAUUUUUCGUAUUAAAAAUAAUAUUCAAUUGUGUUAGGUAUUAAGUGUUGUACGAGAACAAAUAACUAGAGCCUUGGGUUCACAACCAGCUAAUUUAGAAAAAUUAAGACAGAAAUUAUCCACUCUUACUUAUUCUGAGAUUACUAACUUAUGGCAACAAGAACGUACUUCUAGAGAACAAUGGGAAAGUCAUGCUCGUCCUAUAGUGCAGCUUAAAGAAUUAGUGACACCUGAAAUAGUACAACUUAUUAAAAAACAACGACUUCAUUACAUGGUUGAUGGUACUCGAUUUACUAAAUACUCUCAACGUGGGCAGGUUAUAAUUAUCAUUUAAAUAUAAAAUAAAUAACAAUUUAUACCUCAUCAACAUAUUAAUUUAUUUUUAGAGAGUAAAAGACAAAUUUUGGUUUGUAAGAUUAUCCCAAAACCAUAAAGUUUUGCAUUAUGGUGACUGUGAUGACAAAAGUGUUCCUGCAAUUGAAGAACUUCCUAAUAAGUUAGGGAUAGUAGAUAUAAAAGCAUUGCUUACUGGUAAAGACUGUCCCCAUAUGAAAGAUGCCAAGUAAAUAACAAUAAUUAUUUAUUAAUAAAAAAUAUUUGUAAUAGGCAAAUGAUAUAAAUGUAUAAGAUAUAUUUUUUAAUUUAGUACAUAGUGUUUUUCACAUUUUUUUCUUUUACUUAUAAGAGCAUACAUUCUAAAAACUAUUUUUUUUUUAUUCAUAUAUGCAUACAAUUUAUACCAAAUCCUGAAUUUUAGAAACAAAAACCCUUUACUUCAGAUUUAGACUUUAUUUUACCUUGCUAUAUGUAAGGUUAUGCCUAACCUCUUCUGAGAGAAACCCAAUAAAACUGCAAAUUUAAUAGUCAUUCUCUUUCAAUUAUAUUUUUUUCUAAGUUUAUAUAGGUUCAUAUUUCAUCUUAAGAGGACGUCUAAUAUGCAUUUGUCAUCUCUGUCAGCAAAAAUGUGUUUUUAUACUUCAAAUACUAAUCGUACCUUUAUAAAUAAACUUGUACCAAAAUAAACAUGAAAAGUUAUUAUAAAUGUACAUUAAACAGUUUUCUUGAACUUUUUUUCAAAUCUAUUAUAUUUUUUAAAUUUUGCAGUUUUUAAAAUAUAUUGAAGAAAAUGAUAAAAUAGUCAGAUAAAGAAUCAAAAAAAAAAAAAAAAACUGCUCUGCUCUAUGGACAUUUAGUUAAUCUUCUCUUGCAUAUUUUGGCUUCAACAUCAAGUUUUAUAUGAGUUUAUAUUUAAUUUUAAUUAUUUUUUUCAAAAAAGUAACCUAUCGAUUGUUUCAUAAUUUCUGAAUUAUAAUUUUCUUUCAGUAUUUUUAUUACAUCUUUAUAUGAAUCCAAUUGAUUGAAUUAGUAUGUGUUAAACAAAGAAAUGAAAAAAUUGAUGCCUAUCCCCCACUUAAUAAUUUGGUUUGAUUUUAUAAUUUUAUUUUUAUAGAAAUCGAAAAUCUACACAUCAACUUGCUUUUUCAUUGACUUUAGAUUCUGUGGAAAUGACCCCUCUAUAUUUUGUUGCUCCAGAUGAAAUGGUUUAUGAUUAUUGGAUUGAUGGAAUAAAUGCAUUACUUGGUAAAUAAACCUAAAUACGUUUCUAGAAUUGAGUAAAUUUGUCAUCUUACUAAUAAGACAAUAACUUAUCAACUUUUCAGUAUUUGAGUAAAUAUUAUGAACAUUACCUUUAAUAGUUUUAACUAUAAAUUAAUUGUUGAUACGAUUUAACAUCUACUUAUACCUAUUAUAUAACAUAAGAUAAAAAUUAUAAAUAAGGAGUAACUGCAAGUUAUAUUGAAUUUUUUUUUUUUAAAUAUGCAAUAACCUUUUAAUAUAUUAAAUACUAAAUGUUUUCUUUAAGUUUAUUAAUGUAUUUAAACUCUAGUACAUAGUUUCUUAAUAUUUUGUAUAAUUACAUUCUGUCAUUGGCUAUCUUGUUGUAUUACCGCAGAUUGCGAUCUUCCAUCAAUUUUUGGACAUUUGUAUAGCUGUCUUAUUAAAAACUAACACUCUGCAUGCCUACAUGCUAUAUUUAAUAUAAUCUGUGUUUCCUAUUCUAUUUUUGAACUGGUAGAGUAUAUUAUUUGUAUUUUACUUAAUCAUUGGGUAACAAUAUUUAGGUUACUAUGUGUAUCUUUCUGUAUAAUUAUUAUGCAAAAGAAUUUAUGAUCUUGUAAAUAUUUAUUUAUUUUGUCAUUAAAAAUCCUUUUUGCAUUGUAUAAAAAGUCUAGAUUAUUAAAUUUUAUAUGACAAUACUUACAAGGUAAAAGCCACUAAUUUAUAUUUUACUCUACCUAUACAAUUAUUACUUAAAUCCAACAUUUAUCAAUUUUUUCUAGCGAUAAGUGUACCUUAUCUUUAUUGUACUUUAUAUUUAACCACAAUUUGAAAACUGUCAGUAACACUAAUAUAUUAUUUAUAAGUCCUAAAUAUCACUGUAGAGCUGUAAAAAUGGUAGACCAAAUCUGUAGUCUCAAUGUUCCCAGUAAACCACAUAUAAGAUAGCCCUGCCAUGUUGACUAUAAGAUACACACAGCAAUUACAUUAUUUAUACAUUAAUCGGAUUAAACUCGUUAUCAAAUUAAUGAGUUUUAUGAUUUAUAAACUGAAAAUAAUCAUAUUAUGUAUUAAAUACAUAUCAAGAUAUAUUUUAUACAAAUAUUAUUAGCAAAAACUAUAUUUAUUUUAAAAAAAUUGCGCAAAUUAAAUUUUAUGGUAAUAAAUUAAUAAAAUAUUAAAGCAUUUACAUUUUGUUAAGCUCAGAUAAAAUACAAUAUAAUUUGAAAAUUUGUUAUUUAGCAAAUUUUCUUUUAAUUAUUUUUAAAUUUUCAAAAAAUUAUUUAGGCAACAAAAUGACCAGUAAAGAAGCUGAUAAUGAUUUGGAAACAUUGUUGUCGAUGGAAAUAAAGCUAAGACUACUAGAUGCUGAAGGAGUUGGUGUAGAUAUUCCUCAAGAUCCUCCCCCCGUUCCUGCUGACCCGCCAAAUUAUGAAUUUUGUUAUGACUUUAAAUGAAAUUUUCUAAAUAUUACUAAUGGUUGUUUAUAUUUAGUAUUUAAUUUAAUAUAUUAAUAUUAUUUAUUUAUUGAUGAAAUAUGUCGCUCUAUAUCCAGUAUAUGUAAAUUCAAGAAGUAUAAUUAUAUAUAUAUUAUUUUAAGAAAAUAUAUUACUUUUAUAAAACCCAAAUAUUAAUACAUUAAUAUAAU